Zootermopsis nevadensis is the source of this 705-nucleotide messenger RNA. The record is from RefSeq and is a predicted model, not a curated record. Lineage: Eukaryota; Metazoa; Arthropoda; Insecta; Blattodea; Termopsidae.
UCUUAACGGUAGGACACAAAUUGCGGGGAAUUACAGAACAGGGAGUUUACGACAAAAGCUUUGACCCAAAAGCGAAGAACUGACAGGAGACAAAUGAAUAAUGAGGAGCUCCAUAAUUUGUACGCAUCACCAAAUUUUACUAUUACGAUAAUGGAAUCAAGGCAUUAAUUUAGCCUAGGAACCAGUCAGAAUGGCCGGUAGUAGAGACGGACGCAGCUGCGUUCUAGAGACACAAACUUCCACGAAGAGGAUCAAACUGGAGCCUCCGGAUAGUGGCAAGUGUUACGAAAACUCGAUUUUCACUCCGGGUUCCGAACUUGAGAAGAGUUGCCAAGUAAACUGGAUAGUACAGUUAAACGCUAACCGGGGUUACAUUUCACCAACGCGGUUACGCCCGGACAACGAACUGAACGCAUAUCCAGACACAAAGGCAGGGAGGGUCGGUCAGACUCAAGAAGUCGGACACCUUCACCAGCUCUGGUACGGACACACAGUUCCUUUGUCCACAACACUCCACCAGCCAGCAACCACUCACUCUCCCUCCCCUCAACACGUGGCAUUGAACCAGCUUGCAGGUGUUCGUGAAGAAACUAGAUCCUCGCCUUCACUUUUGAGCUCGUGUUUGGAAUCGUCGGCCCUAGAGAACGAGGGUUAUCGCCCUGCUAUUUUGUAGCUCGCUCAUCGCUGAUGGUUUAUUAGCCUCUG